ACCUUCCAGUAGUGAGGGUCGGAGAGUAGUGGAUUGGACCAUUGUGGCUCAGUCGCCGCUCUGCUCUCUCCCGGGCAGGAUGUCUAUCGGUACCGUAGACAGUGACGAGAGCAAGUCCUCGGAGAAUGGCUUCAGCUCCACCAAGACAGGAAUUCCGACCCAGGCUGAUGACAGUAGGGUGUUGAGGCAGGUGCGGCGGACCAAGUCGGUGACACAGGCCGAGGAGAUCACAGAUGUGGAGAGGAAGGCGCGCCAGUCCCAGGCUGACCGACCGAUCCACAAGCCAAGGGAUUCACUAUUCUCGUGGUCGUCGGGGUUCACCCGCUACGAGGGCUUCGUCAACUGGGGCGGCCUCAUCCUCUUGCUGGGCGGCAUUCGUCUCUUCCUAGAAAACGUUUUGAAAUAUGGUGUCCGCAUCAACCCGGUGUCGUGGUUGCUGUGGUUCAAACACGAGCACGAGAUGGACAACUACUUCCACACGCCGCUCUUCCUCCUGGGUGCCAACGUUCACGUGCUGAUCGCCUUCUACCUGGAGCACCUCCUGGCUAGAGACAAAAUCCGGGGUAAUAAUGAAAUAUAUGUACAUGGAGCGCAUUUGGGAAUUCUUCUUCUCAUACCAGUAGUCAUCCUUGGUAUCUGGACCCACAUGUUUAGCCUCUUGGGUCGAACAGUCAUUUGUGUGAUCUACACAAUAUUGUUCUUGAAACUGUGGUCGUACGCGCAAGUGAACCACUGGUGCCGCUCAGAGAGGUCCUGGAGGAAGAAACUGGCGAGGCGCAGGAGCUUCUCCUUCAGAAAAGCACAAGACGCUGGUGAAAUCAAGGAGGAAGAUAGUGAUGAUGCCACCACUACUCUCAACUUGAAACAGUAUCCUGAUAAUCUCACAUUAGGCGAUUUAUAUUAUUUCUUAGCUGCACCAACCCUCUGUUAUGAACUCAACUUCCCUCGAAGUCAGAGAAUUAGAAUACGAUUCCUGCUGCGGCGAAUGCUGGAAGUGAUAGUGAUCACAAAUAUUUUGUUAGCGAUGUUUCAACAAUGGAUUAUUCCCAGUGUUAAGAACUCUUUCCAAGCUUUUUCUGACCUAGAUUAUGUGAGGUGUACUGAACGUCUUUUGAAGUUAGCGAUACCUAACCACAUCUUGUGGUUGAGCUGGUUUUAUCUCUGCUUCCACUCGUUCCUAAACACGCUUGCCGAGCUGCUUUACUUUGCUGAUCGUGAUUUUUAUCAAGAUUGGUGGAAUGCAAAAGAUGUUGGAACAUUUUGGAGACUUUGGAAUCUCCCGGUACAUAAAUGGUGUGUAAGGCAUGUGUUUGUUCCAAUGAUGAAAAACAAGUACAGUAAGACUUCUGCAUCAUUUGCUGUAUUCAUCUUAUCAGCUGCUCUUCAUGAAUACUUGGUGUCCAUUCCACUUCACAUGUACAAAAUAGGGGUGUUUCUCGGUAUGAUGGUUCAGGUACCGCUGGUAUACAUUUCCACUAUAGUAGAGUCAAAACUUGGUCCACGUUGGGGCAACAUGAUUGUUUGGGCCUCGCUCAUCCUCGGUCAGCCACUAGGAAUAAUGGUUUAUUACCAUGAUUACAUGGUCAAAACUCUUGAUCCAAAUAUGUUAGGCUUGUGAGAGUACUUUUAUAUAAAAUAUUUUUAAUAUUUUUAUGGGCCUUUUGUAAUUUGGUGCAUAACAUUUAAGAAUUUUAUCAUGACAUAUACUUUAUAUUUUGAAGUUUAUAUUUGCUUGUAUCAAUGCAACAUUUAAAUUUUCAAUAGGUAUACUUUAAGUAAUUUUGCCUUAUUUGUUUUGGUAUUUUCUUGCACCAUUUGUUGUAAUUCUUGUGGCUGUCUUCAUAUGAAUAAAUAUAUUUUAUGUAUGGAUACAGUAUACCUCAUUUAGGAUUAAGAGUAGUUAAAAAGUAUUCCUGUGGACAGUUUGGAAUGUGUUUGUAACAUUUGAAUUAAUUUAUUCUUGAAAUAAAUUAAUAGCCAAAUUUUGAA
This is a messenger RNA of Procambarus clarkii (red swamp crayfish), 1989 nucleotides long. RefSeq names its product diacylglycerol O-acyltransferase (gene mdy). NCBI's taxonomy places the organism in Eukaryota, Metazoa, Arthropoda, Malacostraca, Decapoda, Cambaridae. Gene Ontology annotation, biological process: triglyceride biosynthetic process. Gene Ontology annotation, molecular function: diacylglycerol O-acyltransferase activity. The record is from RefSeq and is a predicted model, not a curated record. Gene Ontology annotation, cellular component: endoplasmic reticulum membrane.